Molecule: messenger RNA, 1569 nt
Organism: Hyaloscypha bicolor E
Lineage: Eukaryota; Fungi; Ascomycota; Leotiomycetes; Helotiales; Hyaloscyphaceae
Product: putative fungal-specific transcription factor
Exons: 5
Coding region: 1-1569 (522 amino acids)
Biological process (GO): regulation of DNA-templated transcription; DNA-templated transcription
Cellular component (GO): nucleus
Molecular function (GO): DNA binding; zinc ion binding; DNA-binding transcription factor activity, RNA polymerase II-specific
Source: RefSeq, a predicted model, not a curated record
AUGCAGAGCCCAGUAGUCCCAUCAUGCGCUGAGAAAGCACAACAAGCGUGUGUAGCAUGUAAGCUGCGGAAGAGGAAAUGUGACAAAGGACUUCCACAAUGCGGUUGGUGCGCGAGUAAAAACCAAGUUUGCGAUUACUCUCCAUUAGGCCAACAUGGCAACGACUCAACAAGCCAAUGGUCAUAUCCCUCAUCGCUCGACGAAAGCCCGCGAAAAUCACCGCCCGUCGACUUUCCGACUAUUCUUUUCAUGGAUCCAUCAAUCCUACAGCAUGGCCAGAUUGAGAGACCUCGUGUAACGUACCCUGUACCAACCUAUGUUAUGCAGUUUGUGGGAGAUAUGGCCGAAGUUAUAACAACUGCCUCUACGUAUUUCGAAACUGUUCAUGUAUGGAUGCCAAUCAUCUCCAAGAAGCGUUUCUACGAUCACCAUCUUCAACUCUUGUUCCAUUGUCAGCCAGAUUUUACGCUCCUGUUCCUCGCCAUGAAGCUCAUUACAAGCAUACUACCAGAUGAGUUAGCAAACCCACGAACACCAGCAUACAACGCCGCAAAACACUUUUACCUCGAAAUGGAAGCCUCCGGCAUGAUAUCCAUUCAAGUCUUGCAGGCCGGCUUGCUUUUGUCACUUUAUGAAUUGGGACAUGCCAUAUAUCCUUCUGCAUACUUGUCAAUUGGCGCUUGUACCAGAUAUGCUUAUGCGCUUGGUAUCAACAAAGACGCAAAGACACAGGCAAUCAAAGUGCUUACUUUGGUUGAGCUGGAGGAAAACAAGAGAGUUUGGUGGGGAAUUAUUAUCUUAGACCGAUUUUUAAGCACUGGCAGUCCAGGGAGACCCUUGGCAACCGGAAACCCUAAAUUAAGUGAUCCUUUGCCAGCCAAUGAUGCUGCGUGGGACGCAGGUGUGAUAAUACAGGUAGUGGAAGCCACUUCGGCUACCCUAUACUCUCCAACAAAUACGCAUAUGAGCAAGUUCUCGUUGCUAUGCCAGACUGCAGGGUUGCUGGGACAAGUUCUCGAUCACAUCUCCUGCCCAGUCCUGAACCAGAAAAUGCACGAUGAAGAAGGAAUUCAGCUGAAUCAAACACUCCAAGCCAUGAUCGCUGUCUCAGAAACCAUGGAUCCACCAGACAAUGAUCAAAUAGGCAUGAUCUACAGCACUCUCAUGACUCUUCACAGUAUCCCCCUUUAUACCAGCAACAUGCUUCAUGAUAGCACAGACCGAAUUCAACGUGGUAACACGGCCUUAGAAACGACGUUAAAGAAGAUGGCUAAAUGCUUGCCAAACAAGUCGAUGCACUUAACUCGAAAUCGUGAAGCGGUUUCACCUUGGGGUCUCUACUGUGUAUACCGAGCGGCUGUAUUAUACAUGCAACGAAUUCGGGAGACUGGGGACUCGGGUGCGGUUGAGAAUCUAUUGCUCUUGAAGCAAUCACUCAGCACAAUAAGAACAAGAUGGAAUGCUGCAGGUACACGUCAUAAACUCCUUGCAAAGUGGAUCUUAGCUCACGAUCUUCCAGGGGUAUAUCUUCAGUUGCUAGAGGUGCAUGAGGUGGUGGGCAAUGCGUGA